GCGCAUUUUGCACUCGACCUGUUCACGAUUUCACUAGGAGUGCGGAUUUCUCCAACUCUCCGGCUGCGGUAGAAAAGAGAGCUCGUUCUCUAGGCUCAAUCAAAUCACAACGUCGAAACUUGGGUCGCGUUUCAUACUUUGCCACUUUGUGGGUCCUGCUUGAAGGCAGUGCAACUGACGAGACUGCAGACGGCUACCUCCGAGUCCGUCCUAUAUUGUGUCUUGUGUGUCCCGGCCACUGGCCACAGAUCUUUGGCCAUCGCGUAAACAUGCCACAUAAAUACCAAGGUCACAAAGGGAACAUGGUUUCGUUUCACCACAUCCACUGGCUUCGAACCCACUACCUGGGAAAAACCUCCUGCUUCUCUGUUCUUAUGGCUGACCCUGCCGAUGGCCGACUGCCCUUCGACGACGAGGAUUUCAUUGAUGAUAUCAAGGUAGAGAAACUCUUGUUCGUCGGCAGCGAGGAGUUGCCAGACAAGGGAUCUGACAAUACUACCGAGCAACGACCUCAUGCCGUGUCGUUUCUUGUUCCGCCUGUUCCUGCUUCUGCUUGUACUCUUCGUGGUAUUCCCAAUGCUCCCGCAAGAUUGCUACGUACAGUCGCGUUCACACCGCCAACGCCAAUCAAACGUGGACUUUCAUCGAUAAAAGAGAAGAACGAGUACAAGAAUGAAGCCCUGGUCAACUUCCUCAAGAGCGAAUACUCUGACAAGAUUGACACCGACUAUGACAUCGAGGACUUUGUUCGUCACGUUUGGAAGUUCGAUGCCAAGACGAUUCCGACAAAAAUAGAUUAUCAGCUUCGCGCUGAUGCUUGCUCGGACUUCUUGGGAGGUCAAUACGUGAAGAAGAAUGGUAAGAUUACGGAGAAGGAAAGGGCGUGUUGCACUCACUUCGUCAAAGUCUUGAGUGGCCUUUUCGGAGCGUUGAGAAAGAACGUCGAUCGUGCUCAGCAAGUGAUAUUGAAUGCGUUCUCUGCCAAGUUUAUGUUCCUAUUUGACCGAACGAUAGCGGGCGACUAUGCUCACCUGAAGCCAGACAUAGGAUAUACACCGAAGGACUUGAAAUUAGAUGAGCAGGCGUGGGAGCUUCUUGGACUGUUUGGAGAGAUGAAGAAACGAUCAGUGCAGACGCAUAUGGUUCGCGAAAAAUACCCGAUUGACCUGGGGCAACUCCGAAAGGUCAGGAGAGGUGCUCGUACUACCAAGAAGAUGGCGACAGCGCCAGAUAGGAACACUACGACACCGCCGACUCAUCCGAUGGUUACACGUUCUAUAGACAAGACUGGCGCGGCCGAAGACGGUUCCAGACGGGCCAUUUCCGCCAGAUCGACGACAAAACGGAAGUCUCGCGAUAUAGGCGUCGAUCAUCAUGCGGAGGGACCUGUACAGAAGAAACUUAGAGAUUCGGUGCAUCCGCACCCAGUCGCGUAUGCUAAGAGCAACGAGACACGUAUGACGAACACUCAGGCACAGGUCGUGAAGUAUCUCAACGAGCUUCUUUCUCAUGGUAUUCGACAAUACUCCACUGGCUUCCUCAUCGAAGACACAAAAGUCACACUGUGGUACAGCGAUCGCAUGGGCAUCGUGAAGAGCAAAUCGUUUGAUUUCAUCCUGGAACCCCACUACCUAUUGUUGAUGGUGGCAGGAAUCGCAUUUGCCGACCGUCAUCGCCUUGGAUGUUGUCCACUUAUUGAGUGGUCCCCGAGGCACCUAUUGGACUACAGGGAAACGACAUUGAAGCUCCCUCAUGCGCUGGACGCUGAAGACGUGGAACUCAAGGACUUGGAAUUCAAACUGGAUGUGAACAGGAAGCGCGAGGUGAAGACGGCUUACGGGGCAAUUGGACGUGGAACGACGAUCGUGCCUCUAAAGGCAAGGGGUGCGGCGGCUGCGCUGUUUGGGUCUGGAAAUCUGGUGGCGAAGAUGGCUUGGCAACCAGUGAAUCGAGUGUGUUUCGAAGACCAAGUUGUGAAAGUUGUGCGAAAGAAGUUACGGGACUCUGGCCAGCCACACUUGAAGAAUAUGCUGAAGCAUAUCACAGACCUGAAAUGUUCACUGACGUUGAACAUGGACGACCCACUGCUCGGCUUGCCUCGAGGGACAAUGGAGCUCCCUGACCCAUACGAACUUCGACUAUUCAAGGUCCUUAUCAUCGAUGAAUAUCUGCCUCUCCAGUUCGUCGACUCCCUAGAUGAGUUCAAAAGGAUAAUGAGACACGUGGUCGAAGCUCACUAUUGGGUCUACGAGAUAGCGGAAGUGCUUCAUCGUGACGUCAGCAAUGGCAAUGUGAUGUUCUACCGGCUGAAUGACGGGAGCGUGAUGGGAGUUCUUUCGGACUGGGAUCUUUCAACGAAAAAGGAUGGGCAGCUAGUCAAGAAUGCUUCUACUGCUCCCGUGGCAAUAGACCCGAUCGCAGACGCUAGUAGGUCUGACGCUGAAGGCGACAUGGACGCGCUACUUACUCAGGUGAGAUAUCGGACAGGGACAGGACCAUUCAUGGCGCUGGAUCUACUUGUUGCCACUGAGACGCCUCUGCAUCUUUACCGACAUGAUCUGGAGUCAUUCUUCUAUGUCAUGGUCUGGUUUUCCGCGGUCUUUAACCCGAAGACGCACGAACUUGGAUAUCUGGAAGCUUGGGAGCAAUCUUCCUUGAAGGUGAUCGGCACGGCAAAAAAAGACUUCCUUAAGGAAUCCGAUGAGUUUGAACGUAUUCUCCGAAACGUGCAUCAUUCGUUCUUGCCGUUGAUAUCCUCAUGGCUUUCUCCUCUGUAUGAAGACUUCGGCGAAACAAUACUGGAUGCGGUCACCGCUAUGGACAAGAUUCGGCAACUCCAAUCGAAGAUUGUCCUCGCACGUAAGAGGCCUGGCCCUAACACAGAGGCGGCUGUAUCUGAGCUUGAGAAGCGGAUCAAGGAGAUGGAGGAGAAGCAUGACGGUGCACAAUCUGCACUCACCUAUGAAAGAUUUAUGGCUAUUCUGGUCAGAUAAUGGUCUCGUUGCGACCGUUGAGGUUAUGUAUGUAUUAUUUCCGCUAGAUUAUCUGUACAUCAGGACGAAUUGUGAACAUUUACAUUGAUCUAUAACAUUUGAUAAUAUUUGUCUGCUC
Molecule: messenger RNA, 3111 nt
Organism: Somion occarium
Lineage: Eukaryota; Fungi; Basidiomycota; Agaricomycetes; Polyporales; Cerrenaceae
Source: the annotation of a GenBank genome assembly